GAAAUCGGGAAUACUCACACGUGCUCUAACGUCAUACUGAGUAUUGUUGAUAGUCGACGGAAGGGAUUUGAAAAACUUCCUAUAUAAACGUCAGUCCAUCCUUAACACUUAACCAUUCCAACGCAGACGCUACAUAACAAAAUAAAUUCUUACGAAGUCAACAAACACGCUUACAACAUGAACCGUAACACAGCUCUGUUUUUCUUUGUCGUCGUCGUCGUAGUCUUGUUGGCCGUUGCUACUGAAAGCAACGCCGAAUGCAGAUGGCUCGACUGUCAUGCACAUUCUGCAGGAGACUGGUGCAACAUUUUGGGACCCGGCUGGAAAAUGGUAGAAUGGCGCCGGUGCAACGGAUUGUUGGGAAAAUCUGAAAAAUGCUGCAAUUAAUGCAACCUCUUUUCUUUUUCUUUUUUUUUUGUUUCAUUUGACUUUGUUUGUAACAAAGUAAUUAAUAUUUUUUGA
Messenger RNA from Sipha flava (yellow sugarcane aphid), 462 nucleotides. RefSeq lists its product as uncharacterized. The transcript is spliced from 2 exons. The record is from RefSeq and is a predicted model, not a curated record. The coding region runs from base 178 to 387 and encodes 69 amino acids. Lineage: Eukaryota; Metazoa; Arthropoda; Insecta; Hemiptera; Aphididae.